This is a messenger RNA of Aedes albopictus (Asian tiger mosquito), 16107 nucleotides long. Its product is annotated as probable G-protein coupled receptor No18. Gene Ontology annotation, biological process: adenylate cyclase-activating adrenergic receptor signaling pathway; cell-cell signaling; phospholipase C-activating G protein-coupled receptor signaling pathway. The record is from RefSeq and is a predicted model, not a curated record. The transcript has 6 exons. Gene Ontology annotation, cellular component: plasma membrane. Lineage: Eukaryota; Metazoa; Arthropoda; Insecta; Diptera; Culicidae. Gene Ontology annotation, molecular function: alpha1-adrenergic receptor activity. The coding region runs from base 800 to 2401 and encodes 533 amino acids.
UGCGGUUCGUUUGGGAGAAAAGUUUGAGCGCGCUCGUUGAUUGGGGUGCAAUUGCCCUACUGUGUGGCAGUGAACCGUUGAAUUCGGAUUUUGGUCGGUUGAAACGAGCAGACAAAUAAGUCAAGACUGUAGUUUGGUGAAAUGUCUCCGCUGAUUAGCAACAGAUGUUCGCGGGCGUUCAAGUGUGAUGUGCCGGAAUGAUUGGAGUCUGUUGGGCAAUUUCGGCGGCAGCGACGACGACGCAACGACGGUUGGAGCACGUGCUGGUGAAAUUGGAUUUUGGUUUGUUGAAAUCGCACACGCGUGGAAUGUGAGACAAGAAGUCCAACAAUAAUAACACUUAAUAGUGAGCAACGUUCUAGGAAGUGUUUUCUGAAGUGCUUCUGAAGCGAGAGAGAGUGAGUCAAGCUAUGACUCGUAUAAGUGUAGUGCACUUGGGUAUGAAGUUUAUACCGUGAUUUCAAUCUACGCUAUAGUGAUAUCAUUAAUAGUAAAGUCAAAAAACUUAUCAUAAAGAAUCACUGUUUCCAAAGAAAAAUAAACUUGUGGCGACCAAAACACAGAAGCUCUGUGUCUAGCAAUACGGCGAAUCGCCAAAUGGUUUGACAACACAUGGUCAAUUUAUCUUCGGUCGGUAGCGGCGGUAGCAUCAUUCCACAGAAUGCCCAAAACAAAGUUGGAAUUUAUCUUGCAGCUUGGGUCUGAUCGCCCGCCUAUGCUCAAAUAUUGAAUCCGCCCGAGGAAACAACCAAGCGCCUCCACCGAAACCGAAAACCGUUCGUUAAUUUUUCUCUAAAUUAUGGCAAAUGGAAGCGUCGACGACGGGGGCGCUUUCGCGAUGCCGGCCGCCACCGCAACAUCGUUGGCAUCCAUCACGAUUAAUUACACCAGCACCAGCACCACGUUCACCGCCAGCCUAUACCAGGAAAUCUACGUCAAUCUGCAGAUCGUGAAAGGCGAUCUGCUCAACUUCAGCGAACGCUUCGUGAUGGACCCGAACGGAUCGGCAUCGGCAUCGGGGGCGGCGGCGGCCAGUUCCUUGACGGUGUCCCCCUCAUCAAUGAUGGCGGUGCCAACUGCUGGGACAGAUGGAGACUGUACCAAAAUUUGCCUCUCCUGGGAGAAGAUGUUUCUGGUGGUUUUGUUCUGUGCGCUGAUAGUCAUUACGGUGAUUGGGAAUACGCUGGUGAUACUUUCGGUUGCAACUACGCGGCGGUUGCGGACCGUUACCAAUUGCUUCGUAAUGAGUCUGGCGGUGGCCGAUUGGCUGGUGGGAAUAUUCGUGAUGCCACCAGCGGUGAUAGUUUUCGUUGUAGACAAGUGGCAGCUGGGCUGGAUACUCUGUGAUAUUUGGAUAUCGCUCGAUGUCCUCCUCUGUACGGCUUCGAUUCUCAGUCUGUGCGCAAUCAGUGUCGAUAGAUACUUGGCCGUCACUCAACCCCUGACGUACUCGAAGCGGAGGCGCUCCAAGCGGCUCGCUCUGCUGAUGAUCUUCGUCGUUUGGCUCGUCGCGCUGGCCAUCACGUGUCCCCCAAUCCUGGGAUGGUACGACCAGGAUCGGGAACGGAACGAGUGCCAGUACAACCAGAACAAGGGCUACGUGGUCUUUUCGGCGAUGGGAUCCUUCUUCAUACCGAUGAGCGUGAUGCUGUACGUGUACUCGAAGAUUUGCUGCGUGCUUACUUCCCGGCAGCACCGGAUGACCAAAACCGAGGCGACCGAGAAAAACUGUGAAAUCGACAUCGACAACUACACCUCGGAAAUAGACACCAGUCCAAAGCAGGGUGGCUACGUGAGCCGGAACGUAUCGUCCAACUAUGCCAACUCGCACCAAACUUUGUACGAGUUUCUAAGCUCGGCCCGUAACACGCCGAGUGCCACGCGCCACCAACUAACUGCCCCACGGGCAUCCGCCGUCGGCCUCACAUCGGUCAUGGGUGGCAGCAACGGCGGAAACGGCAGCCACUACGAGAUGAGGCCAAUCAACACGGUCCAGUUCAGUGCCAGUCAGAUAUCGCUGGCCGAGUCCUGCGUGUCCAACGUGACCAACAGUGGACUAAACUCCACCAAGGUGCGGGUUCACGGUGGCAAGCGCAUUCCCAUUAGGAUUUCCUCACUUAAUCGCGAAACAAAAACGGCACAAACCCUCAGCAUGGUGGUGGGAGGCUUCAUUGCCUGUUGGUUGCCCUUCUUCGUGUACUAUCUGUUGAUGCCGUUCCUGCCGGAGCACUCGCAGAGCAAACCACUGAUGGCGUUUCUCACCUGGCUUGGGUGGAUCAAUAGCGCCAUAAAUCCGUUCAUCUAUGCCUUCUAUAACGUGGACUUUCGGAUCGCUUUCUGGCGGUUGACGUUCAGGAAAUUCUAUAAAAACAAGCACAAUCUGGCAUUUUUUAAGUCGUAGGGUGGUGGGGGUUGACCGGCUAGGCGCUAGUAGAUGACAUGGUUCUGGGGAUGGGACAGUAGAAAAUUGAACAAAACUAAAACAGAGCGCUAAUGAAUAAUUACUUACUUUUAGUCCUGGGCUCCCACGGUGGUGCAGAGGAGCGAAUUGAAAGAUUUUCAUCCUGGGCGAUUGCCAGUCAUCGCCUUGACCAGACCCUGAGCCUCAGGGUCUGCCUCUGCUGCGAUGUCCUGCUGGGUUUCAAUUUAACGCUUGCUUGUCGAUUUCGUUUCCGCCCCUGCGUAGAGUGUGGCCGACCCACUUCCACUUUCGCUCCCGAGUUUCUGACGCUAUCGGCCUUUGAUGAUAUCGACGAUGGAGUUCCACGUUGGAGAUCCAUCUAUUGAUUUAUUGAUCAUCUAUUGAUGAAGAUCUGCAUUCGUUGAGUAUUCUCCAUUGAUACACACCAAGUUUCACUGGUGUACAGCAGCUUAGAUUCAACGUUCGAGUUCAAAAUUUUGAUUUUGGUUCGUCGACAAUUUAAUCUGAUUGUUUUUCCAUAGGCAGCCCUCACCUUCUUGAUCCGUGCAUCUAUGUCGAUUUCAGUGCCAUCGGCCACCAUUUGGCUACCAAUAUAUUAGAAGAUUUCAGCAUUCUCUGCUUGCCCAGCUGCCGUAAAACUGGAAGGGUUGACCAUGUUUACAUAGAACGAUUUGAUGGUAAGACCUGCCACCAAGGAGCGAUUGGAAGGUCAUCGAGCAUACUUUGCAUAUCAGAGCACCGUUGAGCUAGAAGAGCAACGUCAUCAGCCAGUUCGAAGUCAUUUAGGUGGUAAUGGGCUGCCACAGCAACCCACGAUUUGGCUCACGACCAAUCGCACCUACCAGGACAGUAGCAGUGAAAGGAUACAUCCAUGCCUCACUCCAGCAACGACUCGGAUGGGGUCGGACAAGAUACCGUUGUGCAGUACUCUGCACUGCACGAAAAUGCCCUGUACUGUGCUUCAAUGAGGCCGUUGAUUUUUUUCAGGGAUACCCUUGCGCCUGAGGGCUCGCCACAUGUUUUUAUGAUUGAGACGGUCGAAAACUUUUUCGUAAUCAAUGAACACCAGGUACAAUGACUCUUUAAAAAAAAAAAGACACUACACCGUCUUCAACCAGAGGUUGCACAGACUGAACACAUUCACUAACAUUAGGCAACGGACAACACGGAACACCCAGUGGACCAGUGGAAGAUAUUUCGUUUUGACGAAAAGUUUCCUCCGGCUGGAGCGGGAAUCGAACCCUCACUCCGUGGCACUCACAAUACGCCUAAAUGACUGACGCCGCUAACCACACGGCCACGAAGCCCACACUCUUGGAAUUCCUUGAUUUGCUCCAAGAAGAUGCGGACAAUAGCGUGACAAGAGUUGCGUCUAUCUUCUCCUGAAACUGGUUCAGGAUCACUUUACAGAGGUCUUUGAAAACGAUGCAAAGCAAGGCCAAUUAUCGCAUACUGUCAGGUCACCCUUUUUGGGUACCUUCACGAAGACGCCUUGUAUCUUAUCGACCGGAAAUGUCACGGUUUCCCAUUUGUUGCGGAAUAAUUGAUGUAGCAGUUGUGCAGAUGCUACGGGAUCAGUUUUGAACAUCUCAGCUGAUAUGCGAUCGACCCCCGGGGCCCUGUUCGAUUUCAUGCUACGGAUGGCUGUUUCUAUCCCCUGCAGUGAUCUGCCGUAAUUCUGCAAAGUGACGUAAGCGCCAUUCAAUAUGUCGAUAUUUUUUGGUAUAUUAUAUAUCAUAUCUGGUGUAAAAAUGACACUAUGGUAUGCCUGCUGUAUAAGAAUGCAAGAUCUAAUCGUAAUCUAUCAUCUAUGGAAAGAAACUUAGAGGAUGAGCAAGAGAUUUUUGCAUAAUAUCCAAAAAAUGGGCCAAAACUAUCAAUGUCGCUUACGUCACUUUGCAGAAUUACGGCAGUGAUGGAGCUUCGGUGUUGACACGGGUAAUACGUGGAACCCUUGUCGGAUCAUGCUGAGGCGUUGGUGGCGUAGCCGAUACUUGAAAAAGGUUUCCAAAGUGCUCGAACCAGCGUUUCAAUAACAUAGACCUUAGACCAGCUUAGACCCACUAAGACGACGUGAGACAUCGUGGAAGAAACGAAUGUCGCCGAUACUUGCGGCUUUCUCGCCUUCGUCGACUAGUAAGUCCGUCAAUGCUCUUUUGUCCCGCCUACAUGAACGCUUCAUUUCCUUCUGGAGAGGUGAAUAGCGCUGACGGCUUUGGCUCCUCGUGUUUUCGCUCGCUCUAUCGCAGCUUUGGCGUUCCUUCGAUCCUCUAUCUUCCUCCAGGUGUCAUCUGUGAUCCACUUCUUUCUCCGGGUGCGUAGCUCACCCAAAUUAUACUUGCCGGUGGCGAAGGCGUUCUUGAUGGCGCUCCAUUGAUCUUCUACGCUUCCACCUUCUGGAAUAUCCGCAGCACGGUUCUCUAGCUCGUCGACGAAGGACAAUUCCACCGCAGUGUCUUCCAGUGGGCAUGUAUUGAACAGGCGCCCGAUUUUCUCCUCAGAACCGGGGAUGGAUCGUGUCGUCACAGGCCUUCGAGAACUGAUUGAUUGACUGGCAGUCUUCAGACCUAAUACCUUUCCUAAAAUCCUAUCAGCUGUCACAUGAAGAUGGUCUCGAUUAGCUUGCCGUGUAGGAGCGCAGCCUUCACGUUCAUUUGAGGGACAACAAGAUUGUGUUACUUUGCCAAAACGAGUACACUGGAACCUCAAUUUAUGCUCAUGGCUGGGGGUGCAUAAAUUAAAAAUGUGCAUAAAUUAAAAUAUGCAUUAAAAGAGGGAAAUUUGUGCAUAAAUUAAGUUUGGGCUUCAAUGAGGGAAUCUAGUUCGCGAGAACAGGUCUUGCUCCUGGGUAUUCAAUGGCGCUAAGGGGGUUUCCAGAAAGUUUUCCUCUCUCUCUCUCUCUUCUUGGCGUAAAGUCCUCAUUGGGACAAAGCCUGCUUCUCAGCUUAGUGUUCUAUGAGCACUUCCACAGUUUUUAACUGAGAGCUUCCUCUGCCAAUGACCAUUUUGCAUGCGUAUAUCGUGUGGCAGGCACGCCCAAGGAAGUCAAGGAAAUUUCCUUUACGAAAAGAUCCUUGACCGACCGGGAAUCGAACCCGUCACCCUCAGCAUGGUCAAGCUGAAUUCCCGUGCGUUUACCGCCUCGGCUAUAAAGUUUUCCAGAUAACCUAAAAAUGGGAGGCUUCAGGGGCGUUUCAGGGGGAUGUUUCAGGGGAUUUGAGUAGCCUUUUAAGGGCGUUCUGUCAGUUUUUUUUUGUGUUUUAAUGGGAUUACGGGGAAUUCAGAGGCAUUUCAAUAGAAAUUAGGAAAUUCAGGGACGUUUCAAGGGGCUUUAAGGAAAAUGCAGGGGAUUGCAGGAGCCUUUAAAAGGCGUUACAAGGGAUUUGAGGGGCGUUUCACGAAAUUUCAGAGAAUUUAAGGGAGUUUUAGGAACAUUUUAAGAGUUCCUAGAGCUUUUAAGGGGCGUUUGAAAGCAUUUUGGGGGCGUUUCGAGAGGUUUUAAGGUGCGCACCUGAGACACUCAGAAACCCUCGAAAACUUCUCCGUAGUGCUUCCGAGUCCCUCCGAAUAUGCUCUCAAACUUUCUGAAAUGCCUACAAAAUCCCCCUGAAACUCUCUCGAAGCCCAUGUAACGCAUCUGCGACGCUCCGAAACCCCUGAAAACUUUUCCGUAACGGUUCCGUAAUGCCACAGAAACCCACCGAAAACACUGGGACAUUCUGCAAUGCCUCCUAAAUCCCCCUUAAACCCCCGUGGACCCCAGUAACGCACCUGAGACGCUCCGAAAACCCCGAAAACUCUUUCGUAACGCCUCUGAAUCCCGCCGAAAAUGCUCUUAAACUUCCUGAAAUGCCUCCAAAAUCCCCCUAAAAUCCCCUCGGACCCAAUGCAACGCAUCUUAACCCCCAAAAGUGACCCCGAAUACCUUUAAGACCCACUCGGACCCCAAGUAACGCACGUGACACCCACGGAAACCCUCUAAAACGUACCUGUAACGCCUCCAAACCUCCUGAAACACUUCUGAGAUUGCCAGGUAUCCCUCUGAAAUCCGCUGGGUCCGGCCUGAAACGCCCCUGGAAUCUCCUGGUACCUCCUGAAACCCCUUGGGAUCCCCUGAAACGUCCCUGUAACCUCUCUUCUCUCCCCUAUAAACGCCCCUGGCCGCCGAUGGAUACCGUCGAAAAUCAUCUGAAACUCUCUGCAAUGCUUUCGAAAACCCCUCCACUCAGACACCCGAAAACUCCUUUGAGAUCUCCUGGAACCCCACGGAAACCCCAUGGGACCCCUAAAACUCCCUUGCGACCUCCCUUUGCUCAUCCCUAUAAACAUCCCCUGGUCGCCGUUGCAAUAGUUGCCGUCAUUAAUAAAUAUUAUUAUGCACAAUGUUCGUUCUGAGUAGCUCUCCCUCUUUUUAUGCAGAGCAUAAAAAAAGAUGCAUAAAUUAAAAGUGCAUAAAAAUAGCAUGCAUAAAUUGAGGUUUUAGUGCAUCAUACGCAUAAUGGCCAUCCUGAUUACCAUGGGCUAAGGCUUAACCCAUGGCGCUGAAUGAAACCCUUUGCAACUAGCCAGGCUUUUAUUCUUUCCAAGGUUUCCUUUGGAUUCGGCUUGAGUCGAACAACACACUUACAAUUAUUAUUGGCCGUAAAUGUGCGUCGAUAGUCUCAGGGAGGUUCUCCACGUAGAUUUCCGCGUUGAUUGCUUUGUUUUUUUUUUUUUUUUUUUGUUGGGAUUUGAACCACUGCGACCAUUACUUUGAUCUAUUGUGGUAUACCCCUGUUUAGUUUCGCGUUUGUUCAGGACGACGAGUCACCAUUGAGGGUUGACGUCGUUUGCUGAUUACAGUAUGCGGCAGGAAAAAAUGCGAAAGUGUUUUUCAACUUCAAACCUCAUUUUCCUCCAUUUGACGUUAACCAAUCAAUGUUUUAACGUUCCAUGAUCUCUAACAGGCUAAUUUUCUGAAAAGUUAUUUAAAAAAAAUCCCUUCUUGGGCACAAAUCUUUACAAGACGGCACCUGAAGCUGAAGACCAUCAAAAUUUUCAAACCACUGAAAAGCACACAGGUCGCUAAAUUUCAUACCUGACAAAACAAAACUUUUAAUUAUCUCUACAUUAAUAUCAUAUAUAUGUAUUUAUUUCAUCUGGUAUGUGAAACUACAUGGCUCUGGACUAAUAUGGCCUGGUUUUUCAUCGAAUUGAAGCAUUUUUUUUACUAUAAUAGCCAUUUUGUCUAAUGACCAUUGGGCGCGCAGUUUUUUGAUACCGACUUUUUAGGCUUACAUUAUCACAUGUUAAAAAUCAAAUAUGUUAAUUUUUAUUUUGUAGUGCUAGAAUAUAGACGUUGACUGAUACACUGCCAUUGAAAAAUUGUCAUAUAUAUCCUAUAUUCAGUGUGUAAUAGCGCCUUGAACUUUUCGCAUUUUUUCCUGCCGCACCCUGUAUGCGAAGUACCCCAAUCUGGGAUGAUUCUUAGGAUAAAAUCAACCAUCAAAUUGGGAUUUUUCAACCAAAUUUCAGAAGGAUUUAGAAUACCCUUGGUAAAAUAUUGUCUUCUACGCACAAAUAGUGCUGGACAGUCACAUAACAGAUGGUGAGAGGUCUCAAUUGCAUAGUUACAGAAUCGACAGACAUCAGUUUGACAUCGAUUCAUAUUUUUCAAAUGAUAUCGUGUCGGGCAGUGCCCCGUGAGAAGCCCAAUAGCUAUGCUCAGAGAUUUUUUAUUUAGGUUUAAUAGUUUUUCUGUAGUUUUGUCAUUCGAAGUUAUGAACAGUUUGGAUUGUCUUGAUGUUUUCGUAGCAAUCCAGUUUGAUUGUAUCAUUUGAUCCUCCCAUCGCUUUACUUCCAUUUGUAUUUCACAUUUAGAUACACCACAGAAUGGUUCUGGGCCUAUGAAUUGAACUUCAGAGCCUUCUCUGGCAAGUGUAUCAGCUUUUUCAUUACCUUCUAUUCCACAGUGGCCAGGUACCCAGUACAGAUUAACCUGGUUUGUAGCGGCCAACUGUUUCAGUAGUUCAAUGCAUUCCCACACCAGUUUAGACUGACAUGUGAAAGAUUUUAGUGCAUUCAAAGCUGCCUGACUAUCUGAAAAUAUGCAAAUCCGUGUAUACCUGUACUUCCUCUUAAGGCAUACAGACACACACUCCAGAAUUGCAUAUAUUUCUGCAAGAAAAACGGUUGUCCAUUUUCCCAUUGAUAUUGAAAUAUUCAGCCCUGGCCCGGUAAUUCCAGCUCCAGUGCCAUGAUUCAUUUUUGAGCCAUCUGUGUAGAAAAUAACCGAUCCUGGUAAGAUAUUCGGUCCCCCCGAUUCCCAUACUUGACGAUCAGUGUUGACCACUGUGUAUGGUAUAUCAAAGUUCAGUUUCUUAUCCAUCCAGUCUUCAUUCAUUACUACUAAUUGAUUAACGGGAAAAUCUUUCAGUAUACUGAGAUGGCCGACAAGAUUACCUUCCAGUAAUAUAGUAUUUCUUCUUAGCCUUAGGGCACUCUUUUCAGCUUCCUUUUGCACAUAUUGAUGCAGUGGAAGUUUAUAAAGAGCGGCAUCUAAGGCCUUUGACGGUGUACUAUGCAUUGCUCCUGUUAUAGCCAUACAAGCCAAACGUUGUAACUUUUCGAGUCUUCUUUGUGUUGUAUAUUGUUUUGUCUUAGGCCACCAAACCAGCGACGCAUAGACUAUCCUGGGUCUUACGAUAACCGUAUAGAUCCAAUGAAUCAUUUUUGGUUUGAGGCCCCAUUUUCUUCCAAACGUAGUUUUACUUACCCAAAGAGCAUUCGUGGCUUUGUUAAUUACAUGUUCUAAGUGUAAGUUCCAGUUAAGUUUAUCAUCUAGAAUUACUCCCAGAUAUUUAGCAUUUGACGAGUAUUUUAAGAUAGAUCCGUUAAUUUUCAAAGUUUUCAAAGCAGGUUUUCUUCUGCGGGUAAAUGGCACUAAAACUGCUUUUGAAGGGUUGAUGUUCAAUCCUUCGUUUUGACACCAACGCCAGGUGCAGUUUAGUGCAUAUUGCAUUCUGUUUGUUAUGAUACUGUCAAACUUUCCACGCACUUUUAUAACUACGUCAUCUGCAAAACCGAUGACUUCGAAGCCUUUUUCCACUAGUGUAUUAAGAAGAUCAUCAACAACAAGUGACCAUAGUAAGGGGGACAAUACACCCCCUUGAGGACAUCCCCUGGUAGUCUUUACAGUUAUGGAUGAUUCUCCCAAUUCAGCCGAUACUUUCCUAUUAUUUAGCAUUUCCAUUAUCCACUUUUUGAUACAAGGAUCGAAGUUUCUAUUUGUCAUUGUAAGAUGCACAUCAAAUGCAUUAUCAAAAGCACCUUCUAUAUCAAGAAAUGCUACAAGAGCAAUUUCUUUCCUGUUAAGCGUACUUUCUAUUUUUGUAACUAGUUCGUGAAGAGCUGUGACUGUAGAUUUAUUGGAUUGGUAAGCAAAUUGAUAUCUACUGAGAGGAUAUCUUUGUAAAUAAUUUGAUUUUAUGUAUUCGUCUAUUAUCUUUUCCAUAAUUUUGAGUAUGGUAGACGUAAGACUUAUAGGCCUGAAAGAUUUUGGUUGUGCUUUGUCUUUUUUACCCGCUUUUGGAAUAAAAACUACUCGAACUUGAGUCCAUACUUUAGGUAUAUGCCCUAAAGUUAAACUACAUUUAAAAAUACUAGUAAGGAUAUCUAGCAACUCUUUUCCACCCUUCUGAAGAAGUGCAGGAAAUAUGCCAUCCCUUCCCGGAGAUUUGAAUGGUUGGAAGGAGUUCACUGCCCAUUCAACUUUAGAUCGUGUGAAGAUUGUAUCCGGUAUAAUAAAGUUGGUGUCUACAGUCCGUAUUGGCCUAUAGUUUUCAUCAACUCCCGUACCAUCUUCAUCAUCACUUGAUAGUAAACUUGAUCCAGGGAAAUGAGUUUCCAUCAUUAUUUUAAGUGUUUCGUUUGUAUCAACAGUGAAACUCCCGUCUGUUUUCUUCAAACUUCCCAGGCCAUUUGAAUGGUCUUUGGAAAGAACUUUUUGCAGUUUUGCUACAUCUGGGGUUUUUUCUAUGUUUUCACAAUAAGACCUCCAGGUUUUCCUUCGAGAUUUUCUUAUUUCUUUAUUGUAAAGUGUAAGGGUUUUGCCUUUCUCGUACACCAAGUGUACUGGAAAGGCUAUAUGUUCACUCCAAAAAUGACUUUUUGAUAGGAGGCCCGGAGAUUCGAGUCACAUAUACCAAUCAACUCAGCUCGACGAAUUGAGGUGAUGUCUGUGUGUGUGUAUGUGUGUGUGUAUGUGUGUGUGUAUGUGUACAAACGAACUCACGUCACUUUUCGGCAGUAAAUCUCAACCGAUUUUAAUGACCGACGGUUCAUUCGACGCGGAAUCUGGUCCCAUUGUUUGCUAUUGAAAAUGGUUCGGAUCGGUCCAGCCGUUCCGGAAUUAUGGCCAUUUAGGCGUUCCGGAUCGGUACCCCAGGAAGGGGCUAGAUAUGAAAAUGCAACAAACCCACGCAUGCGACACAUCAAACCACGGCAUUUUCGAUAAUAUGUUGAACGGUAAGCAAGAAAAUAGGCUCAGACCAUAUCUGAACCGGUAAUGUUCCGAAACCGGUUCCGAAGGUCCCACCAGAAGUGGCCAAAUAUAAAAGUGAACCAAACCCAUACAUGCGACUCAUCAAAUCGCAGCUUUUUCAAUAACCUGAUGAACGGUUAACAGGAAAAUAGUCUCAGAUAUAUCUGAACCGGUAGUGUUCCUGAACCGGUUCCGGGCGUCCCGCCGGAAGUGGACAAAUAUAAAAAUGAAACAAACCCAGGCAAGCGACACGUCAAAUCGCGCCCUUUGCGAUAACCUGAUGAACGGUUAGCAAGAAAAUGGUCUCAGAUCACAUAAGAAACUACCGGUGUUCCAAAACCGUUUCCGGAGGUCCCGCCGAAAGUGGCCAAAUAUAACAGUGAAGCAAACCCAGGCAUGCGACACAUCAAAUCGCGGCUCCUUAGGCGAACUGAUGAAUGGUUUGUAAAAAAUAGUUCUAGACCAUAUUUGAGACAACCGGUGGUGUUCCGGAACCGGUUCCGGGUUCCCUCCGGAAGUGGCCAAAUAUAUUUUUUUUUUGUCUUUAUUAAUGAGAUUUUUAACUCGAAGCUAGUUCAUCUCGGGACCCUUCCCUUCCGAAGGAAGAACCUACGUUUUGUGAAUAUGUCGGGAGUGGGAUUCGAUCCCAGGCUCUUGGCAUGAUAGUCUUGUGUUCUAACCAUCAAACCAGGCCCGCUCCACCGCCAAAUAUUUAAGUGAACCAAACACAUGCAUGCGACACAUCAAAUCGCGGCUCCUUAGGUAACCUGAUGAACGGUUAGCAAGAAAAUAGUUUCAGACCAUAUUUGGGACAACCGGUUCCGAGUGUUCCGCUGGAAGUGGCCAAAUAUAAAAGCGAACCAAACCCAUGCAUGCGACACGUCAAAUCGCGGAUUUUCCGAUAAACUGAUGAACGGUAAGCAAGAAAAUAGUCUCAGACCACAUAAGAAACUACCGGUGGUAUUCCAAAACUAGCGUUGGGUGCUUCGUCGGAAUUCAAAAGUGAGAAAAAUUAAAGCAAGCGAUAGAUAUCUUGACAAAACUAAGACGAUCUCAUCCAAUCACACCAUUUCAGAUUCCUGUGGUGUAAUAAUGCAGAAGGAUGGGUCAACGUUGUAUGGGAAAAUUAAAUUUUAAUCGUAAUAACUCCGUAAUAACAACUUUUUCAAUUCUCUUUCGCGUCUAAAAUGACUGCGUAAAAUUUUUGUGCGACUGGUUGCUCCCUCACGCACUGUAAUGUAGUUGAAAGUUGAAUGGGAUUCAGUAUGAAAAAUUUCAGUUACUUGCAUGUUUUUGUCAAAUUUUACAUGCAUCUUGUAGCCAAUGAUAAUAAAAUAAAGCGUGUGUAGAAGUGUGUAGAAAAUACUUUGUCGAAAAUCGUUAAGGUAUCUGUGUUUGUGAAAAAGUUGUAUCGUCUUGGUGUUGAUCGGCCUCCAGUGAUAGUGAAGGAGGUCAAGCUGUCAACUGAGAGGUCUGAUAUUUUUCAGCUCUGCCUAUACGUUGAACAUAAUGUCGGAAUAUGUGCCAUCAAUAAGUUUCAAGUCAAUUCAAUGAUGGCUCUGAUAAAAUUCUUAGUAAAGUAUUCUCAUGAUUCAGGAGCAUUUCAGCUCACGUCAACGGAAACGUCAUGAGUACAUAUUCGACGAGAAAGGCACUAUCUCCACUAGGUGGAUCAAUCCGGGUUUAUUUUUAUAUUCAUCCCAUUUUCCAGAAACUUUUGCUCGAUUGAAAAGUUUCCGGGAUUUUUUCCUUAAGUUGUUUAAAGUUUUGCGUUGAUUGCUUAAGCGAUAAUUGAAUUGUCAUCCAACUUACCUGGCGCAUUCCAAAUACCCUACCUGUGAUAAAUCUCGAGAGGAUCUGGUUCAAUCUCUUGCGGAAUAAUACAUAUCGUUCAACCAGUCAUCGAACUCGUCCUCCUGGUGAACAACAACAAUUUCCGGCUCAACUGCUCUUCACCGGCAUUCUACACAGCUCCGAUAUUCGGCACUUCUCGAACAAUCAGCACAUUCUCCGGCGGAGGAGAGCGGCGAUCGAUCACAGCUGUAGCUCGGCUUCGAAGGACAAAUCGCUUCCUGAUAACGUGACAGUUCUUCAACGACAAUAUCCUUGGCGAUGACAACCUUCCUUGUGUUUCACAAUCGGUAGUAUAUCAAACGAAGUAACAGUUCUUACCCGUGGAACCCAACUUGCUCCUUGUCUCAUUUUAGAGAGUUUUCCGGAAUUUUUCUUGGAGUUUGUUUGGCAAUUUUCUUUGAAAUCUAUCUAAAACUCGGUUUUGAAUUUCUUCUCAGGAUUUAUUCCGAAACUGUAUCCAAGAUCAUUCCUUGAACUCCUUCCCGGAAGCCCCGUUUGAUUUAUCGAAAUUUGCUUUCCGGAUUUCCCGCCAGAGUAUAUUCCAUGAUUUUUCCAGUGUUCCUUCCGGGAUUUCGCAGAGUUGAUCCUAGGAGCAGGGAUGCCAGAUGAUUUUUUGAAAAAUCUGUAUCACAAUUUUCAAAAAUCUGUAUCCCAUACAAAAUUUGGAAGAAAGAUCAGUAUCCCAUACAAAAAUGAAAUGGCCCCUCUAGCUCAAAAAUCUGCAUUUCAUAUAAAACGGAAUCUGUAUGGAUGCUUAAAAAUCUGUAUAAUACAGAUAAGUCUGCAUAUAUGGCAUCCCUGCCUAGGAGUUCAACCAGAGUUCCUACUAGGAGAAUAUUGGCAGGAGUUUUCAACAAAAUCUCUGCAGAAGUACCUUCCAGUCUCCCAGAGGCUUAUCCAAAAUGCUUCCAAAGUUUGAAGCUGAAUUCCAUCCGAAGACUCUUCGAAUGUGUAUCUAAAGUUCUUUCAAGAAUUUCUCUAAGGGAUUUUUCCGAGAAAUUAGCGGAAUUUCUUCAUAUGUUUUUCCAGGGUCAAAGUUAUCUUCCAGAAGGUUUUCCGGGAUUUUCCGCAUCCAGAAUUUCUCUUAGAAGCAAAGCAUUUCUCUAUAUUUUUCGAAUAAGUUUUCUCAGAGUUUCUCGCAAUAUUUCCUGUAUAUUCCCCAUGUUUCUCCGGAAAUUUAUUGCCAGGGAUUUUGUUGAUUAUUUUAGUUUUUUUUUUAAGAAAUCCUUUCAAAUAAAUCUCCUGGGGAAAUUUCUGCAAGAAGUCAGAGAUAACCCAAAAGGAUCAAUCCGAAUUCUGGAGAAAUACCUGGUAGCGAUUCCGAGAAAAAGCGAGAAUGUGUGGUGUGAAUCAAGGAUAGUGUCAUUCCCCUUGCCUGCCCUUCCCCUAGCAAGCAUCAUGACGAGUUUGUCAACGUGCCUCAAUGUCAAUGCCAAUGUGCCUCAAUGUGCCUCAUUCAGGAGUGGAGUUUUGGCAGAGUAAGUCGUCUUGAUCGCGAGGUCCUGUAUAAUCCGAAGUGAAUCUACUGUACUUUGCUAAGCUGACUGGGAACACAUUAUUGAUACCUUGUUGGCUACUAAGUAACUUUACUCCAACGCCGAGAGUAUAAUAGAGCACUAUCUUCGUCGGUCUUGGGCGAUGUUACUCCAGUUUCCCCGAACGUGUAGGGAUCGUAGAUCUUCUUCAACAGCAUGCAGCCAGCGAGUACGCGGCCGUCCACGAAGUCGCCUACCUCUACCAAGUUCUCUGCUGAAUAUUGUUUUCGCUAUUAUUUCUUCCGACAUUCGCACUACGUGUCCAGCCCCCCGACGUCUGCCGUAUUUUCUUGUUUUCCACCGAGAAUCGUCCGCAGCACUUUGCGCUCAAAAACUCCAAAAGAUUUUCGAUGUAUCUCCUUUAACGUCCACGCUUCGUGACCAUAGAGGGCAACCGGAAGAAUCAGUGUCUCAUACAGAGCGAAUUCUGUUUGCGUUUGCUAGUUACGGGACCUAAGCUGGCUACGCAAUCCGUAAAAGGCCCUAUUCGCAGCUGCAAUGCGCCUUUUCACUUCACGGGAAACGUCAUUGUCAAAUGUCACAAGUGUUUCAAACACAUCCUCAUCAAUCACUACCUCAGCACUAACGCCACUAGGCCUGCUUCUGUUUCUAUCCGCUAUCAUGUACUUCGUCUUGGUAGAGUUAAUCGUCAAGCCUAUCCACGUUGUCUCUCUCUUUGGAGGAGCAUAAGCUUCCUCCACUGCCCCACGAUCGAUGCCGAUGAGAUCAAUAUCGUCCGCAAAACCGAGGUGCAUGUGCGACCUGACCUCCUAAUCGCUCCUUCGAGUGCAAUGUUGAACAAAAAAUUCGAAAGAGCAAUUUUGUACGUCAUAUCGAAGCAAAAUGUACGUUAUAUCGAAUUCACUAUAUCGAGGGUACGUUAUAUCGAAGAUUACCUGUACUCGAAACUCUCCUUGGAGCACUCAUUUCAUUCUAUUGGCCACAUACUUGGGUGCAAUUAAAAAAGCCUUCUAUUUUUCUAGUCACAGUCGGAGUAUAAUAACACUCUAAUCACAAAUAGCGGAACGGUCAAUUAAACAAUCUACCGAUUGGUGCACGCUAUCACAGUUCGUUACUUAGAAACAAUAGAGCAUUGUUUAAUUUUUCAAAAGCGUCAAACAUUCUACCACCCAGCAUCUUCCGAAUAGAACCAUUGUCAUCAUUGAUCCGGUCAAAUCCAGCGAAAAAAAAAAAUGUACCAAAUAAUAGAAGGCCAUAAACCCAAACUCGUCGAAGCAGAUUUUUUGCUUGAAUGAGUAGAUGAAUGGAAAACGCGACGCACGGGCCGAGCCUGGCCUGGGUAGCAGCGCCGGCUGCCCAAGCACAAUGAAUAGAAGAUCCAUCACCGGAACGCGCGAAUUCACCCCUAAUACUGAUGAAAGGUUAUCACGAAUCUUUUUUCUUACUGAUAGGUACUGUAUGAUGUUCGAAAUGAAACCGUGUCUAGCGGUAAUUCAUUAGAGGCUAUAAUGAUUGAACGCUGGUGAUUUGAUGUACAAAGAAAUACCAAGAAAUGGGGAAGGGGUUGUUGGGAUUCCUUUUAAUGUUUAGAUUUUUAGAUGACGUGAACGAUUUUUCUCGAGAAAUAAGGUGCAUGUAGAGUAGAAUUGUAGAGAAUAAUAGAAACAAACAGCUCCAUAAAACAAAAGGUGUGGAGUCAACGAAUUGAAAUUAUGAAAUGUACUAGAUUUGAUACAUGUAAUUAUAUGAUCGAUGGUUUCCAUGAAAUAUGUAGUGACGAUAGAAUUGCCAAUAAAGACAUAAAAUUUUAGUUC